Lottia gigantea (owl limpet) is the source of this 10527-nucleotide messenger RNA. RefSeq lists its product as hypothetical. Gene Ontology annotation, cellular component: dynein complex. Gene Ontology annotation, biological process: microtubule-based movement. Lineage: Eukaryota; Metazoa; Mollusca; Gastropoda; Lottiidae. The transcript is spliced from 57 exons. Gene Ontology annotation, molecular function: minus-end-directed microtubule motor activity; dynein light intermediate chain binding; dynein intermediate chain binding. Bases 10 to 9528 code for a protein of 3172 amino acids. The record is from RefSeq and is a predicted model, not a curated record.
AUUUUUCAGAUGCCAGUCAUUACUGAUCUCCGUAACCCUUCUCUAAAACAACGUCAUUGGGAAAGUAUUGAGAAUAUACUAGAUCAUAAAUUUACUCCAGAUGAACCUCUAACCCUGGGUAAAUUAUCUGAGAUUCAAGCCUUUAAAUAUGGUGAAGAGCUUCAAGAAAUCUCAGGUCAAGCUUCUUCAGAAGCUAGUUUAGAAGCCAUCUUGAAAAAGGUUGAAGAUUCCUGGAAAUCUACAGAGUUUAUGGUAUUAACUCAUAAAGAUUCGAAAGAUGUAUAUAUAUUAGGUGGUACUGAUGAUAUACAACAGUUAUUAGAUGACAGUAAUAUUAAUGUAGCCACCAUAGCUAGUUCACGACAUGUUGGUCCUAUCAAAUCACGAGUUGAUGAUUGGGUCAAACAACUGGAUCUUUUUGGUAAAACUUUGGAUGAAUGGUUAACCUGUCAAAGGAGUUGGUUAUAUUUAGAAAGUAUAUUUAGUGCCCCAGAUAUUCAGAGACAAUUACCAGCAGAAGCUAAGAUGUUUAUGCAGGUUGAUAAAUCUUAUAAAGAUAUAAUGAGGAAAGUCAAUAAGGUACCACUGGCUAUUAGAGCUGCUACUCAACCUGGUUUAUUGGAAAUAUUCCAAAACAACAACACACUGUUAGACCAGAUCAUGAAGUGUCUGGAAGCUUAUCUGGAAUCAAAGAGAGUUAUGUUUUCACGAUUUUAUUUCUUGUCCAAUGAUGAAUUAUUAGAGAUCCUAGCUCAAACACGUAAUCCAUUAGCUGUACAACCACAUUUACGUAAAUGUUUUGAUGCUAUACAGAAACUAGAAUUUGGUCUGAUAGGUUAUUGUCAAAUAUUUCAGGGAUUAAAAGCAAGAGGUAAUGUUGAAGAUUGGUUAGGAAAAGUAGAAGAAGCCAUGUUCUCUAAUCUACGUAAAUUGACCAAGGCAGCCAUUACAGAUUAUGAAAGGAAACCAAGAGAAGAAUGGGUUGUCUGUCAUGCAUCACAGAUUGUAUUGACAGUCAGUCAGUUAAUAUGGUGUAGAGAAGUACAUGAAAUAUUAGAAGGUGAUUAUGACAGAUUAGAAGGCAUGAAAGAAUUUGAAGAGAAGAACUUCAAGGAUUUGAAUGCAUUAGCUUGUAUUGUACGUGGUGAACUAACUAAGUUAGCUAGAGCCGUACUAUGUGCUCUAAUUACUAUAGAUGUACAUGGUAGAGAUAUGAUUACAGAGAUGGUCCGAGUCAAGGUAGAUAGUGUGAGUAAUUUUGAAUGGCAGAAACAACUGAGAUAUUACUGGGAUAAUGAUAUAGAUAAUUGUGUUGUAAGAAUGAGUAAUUCUAUAUAUGAUUAUGGGUAUGAAUAUCUAGGAGCUUCACCCAGACUGGUCAUCACACCACUAACAGAUAGAUGUUACUUAUGUUUAAUGGGAGCCUUACAGUUAGAUUUAGGAGGUGCCCCUGCAGGUCCAGCUGGUACAGGAAAAACAGAAACAACCAAAGAUUUAGCUAAAUCACUUGCUAAACAAUGUGUUGUCUUUAAUUGUUCAGAUGGACUGGAUUAUAAGAUGAUGGGUCGAUUCUUCUCAGGUUUAGCUCAGUCUGGAGCUUGGUGUUGUUUUGAUGAAUUUAAUCGUAUUGAUAUUGAAGUAUUGUCUGUCAUUGCUCAACAGUUGAUUACUAUCAGAAAUGCAAAAUCACAGAAGUUAUCAAGAUUUAUGUUUGAAGGUCGUGAGAUUAAACUAGUAAAUACUUGUGCAGCCUUUAUUACUAUGAACCCUGGUUAUGCUGGUCGAACAGAAUUACCAGAUAACUUGAAGGCUUUAUUCAGACCCAUUGCUAUGAUGGUGCCAGAUUAUGGUUUGAUUGCUGAAGUUAUUCUGUACUCAGAAGGUUUUGAAUCAUCUAAAACUUUGGCCCAGAAGAUGGUACAGAUGUACAAACUGUGUUCUGAACAAUUGUCUCAACAAGAUCAUUAUGAUUUUGGUAUGAGAGCUGUGAAAUCUGUCUUGGUGAUGGCUGGUGCCUUGAAACGACAGAAUCCUGAUAAACGUGAAGAUGUGGUGUUAAUCAGAGCAUUAAGAGACAGUAAUUUACCAAAAUUCUUGUCUCAAGAUGCUAUACUUUUCCAGGCUAUUCUAUCUGAUUUGUUCCCCAAUGUUGAAAUACCUGAACAUGAUUAUGGUCUGUUACAAGAGGAAAUGAUUAAAGUACAGAAAGGAAUGAAGUUACAACAUGUUGAGAGUCAGAUAAAGAAAGUGAUAGAGUUCUAUGAGACUAUGAUUGUAAGACAUGGUGUAAUGUUGGUAGGACCUACUGGUGGUGGUAAAACCACAAUAUACAAGAUAUUAGCUGAAACCCUAACAAAUCUACAUGAAAUGGGUGAGGAGAAUGCAUUCUAUCAACCAGUACAUACCUAUAUAUUGAAUCCUAAAUCUAUUACUAUGGAUGAACUAUAUGGUGGUGUUAAUAAACUAACAUUAGAAUGGCAUGAUGGUUUAAUGGCGUUAACAGUACGUGGUUGUGUACAGGAUACUACAGAAGAUCAUCAAUGGAUUAUAUGUGAUGGACCAGUAGAUGCUUUAUGGAUUGAGAAUAUGAAUACAGUACUAGAUGAUAAUAAAAUGUUAUGUUUAGCUAACAGUGAACGUAUUAAAUUAACACCAUUUAUUCACAUGUUGUUUGAAGUACAAGAUUUAGCUGUAGCUUCCCCAGCCACUGUCAGCAGAUGUGGUAUGGUAUAUAUUGAUGCUGAUGAAUUGAGAUGGAUGCCAUCAGUUUUAACAUGGAUGGAGAGUUGGAAACAUAAACUGACAGAAGAAUCUAAAGAAUAUUUAUUAGAUUUAUUUAGAAAAUACAUUGAUGAUGGUCUGAAAUUUGUUGAUAAAAAGUGUACCCAGGCUAUUGGACAGGUUGAUAUCAGUAAAGUAACAACAAUAUGUAAACUAAUAGAGUCUCUACUCUUCCCUCAUCGUGGUGGACCGGACUUAUCUCAAGAUCCUAAUAAAUUACAUCCACUGAUCUGUACAACCUUUGUCUUCUCCUAUCUGUGGGGUAUUGGUGGAAACCUGACUGAGAACUAUUGGGAUGCCUUUGAUACAUUCAUGAGGAACCAGUUUGAUGACAAUAGUGAUGCUAAGAUGCCAUCGGGAGGUGAUUUAUGGAGUUGUUAUAUGGAUUUUGAGACAAGAAGACUAGAUUCCUGGGAGAAGAUAGUACCACAGUUUAAAUAUAAUAGAGAAGUACCAUUCUUUGAGAUGUUGGUACCUACAGUUGAUACCGUUAGAUUUGGUUAUUUAUUAGAGAAAUUGAUAGCUGUCAGAAGAUCUGUUUUAUACACUGGUGGUACAGGUGUAGGAAAGUCUGUUAUUGCUAGAGGGUUGUUAUCUGGUAUAUCAGAGAGACAGAAUUAUGUUCCUAUCUUUAUCAACUUCUCAGCUCAAACUAGUAGUCAGAGAACACAGGAAAUGAUAGAGGGAAAACUAGAAAAACGCCGAAAGACUGCACUUGGAGCACCAGUAGGAAAACGUGUAAUUAUAUUAAUUGAUGAUCUUAACAUGCCUAAACAAGAUACAUACGGUUCUCAACCACCCAUAGAACUACUGCGACAAUAUCAAGAUUUUGGUGGAUUUUAUGACAGAGAGAAGAAUUUCUGGAAAGAUAUUCUGGAUGUGACACUGACUGCUGCCUGUGCUCCCCCUGGUGGUGGACGUAAUCCAGUCACACCUAGAAUGAUGAGACAUUUCAGUAUGUUAUGUAUACCUUCACCAUCAGAACACAGUCUGAAAAUAAUGUUCAAUUCAAUUUUGAGUGGUUUUUUAAUGGAUUUCCCCCACUCUGUACGACAGACAACAGAAUCUAUAGUAUCAGCUGCUGUAGAGAUGUAUUUUAAAAUGAAAACAGACUUGUUACCUACACCAGCUAAAUCUCAUUAUGUAUUUAAUCUUAGAGAUUUAUCUAAAUGUGUACAAGGUAUCCUACAAGCUGAUCCAGGUGUUAUUAGAGAUAAUAAACAGAUAUUCCGUCUGUUCUGUCAUGAAGCCCAGCGUGUCUUCCAUGAUAGAUUGAUCAACAGUGAAGAUAAAAUGUAUUUCCAUCAGAUCAUGUCAGAAUUAGGAAAUAAAUACUUUGGAGAGAAUAUAGAUCCUGAAUCAUUUGUAACCAGUCCUAUAUUAUUUGGUGAUUUUAUGAAGAUGGGUGCUAAUAAAGAAGAUAAGAUGUAUGAAGAACUAGAUUUAGUUAAAGUUAAAACAGUACUUGAAAAUUAUUUAGAUGAUUAUAACCUACAGUCAUCUAAAGAAAUGAAGCUAGUAUUUUUCUUAGAUGCUAUAGAACAUGUAGCUCGUAUUGUACGUAUGAUAGAACAAGAACGUGGUAAUGCUUUAUUAGUUGGUGUUGGUGGUACUGGUAAACAAUCCUUGACUAGAUUAGCUGCUAGUAUUUGUGGAUAUCAGUGUGUACAGAUUGAAUUAUGUAGAGGCUAUGAUUAUGCUGCUUUCCAUGAAGAUUUGAAGAAAUUAUAUUUCUUGGCCGGUGUUGAAAAUAAAAAUACAGUUUUCCUCUUUACUGAUACACAGAUUGUAGUAGAAGAGUUUUUAGAAGAUAUUAAUAAUAUAUUGAAUUCUGGUGAAGUACCCAAUCUAUUUGAACCUGAUGAAUAUGAGAGAUUAAUCAUAGGAUGUCGUCCAGGAGCUAAAGAAGCUGGUAUACCAGAAGGCAACAGAGAUUUAAUUUAUGAAUUCUGCAUCAAUAGAGUCAGAAAUAACCUCCAUAUUGUACUAUGUAUGAGUCCAGUUGGUAGUGCCUUUAGAUCUAGAUGUAGAAUGUUCCCAUCUUUAGUCAACUGUUGUACAAUUGAUUGGUUUAUUGAGUGGCCUAAAGAAGCUUUACUUGGUGUAUCCAAAUCAUUCUUUGAAUCUGUGGAAUUGGGCUCUGAAGAUUUGAAGGAGAGAGUAUCAGAGAUGUGUGUAGAAAUACAUACUAGUGUUAGUCAUAUGGCUGAUAGAUUUUAUUCUGAAUUAAAGAGAAGAUAUUAUACUACACCAACAUCUUAUUUAGAAUUAAUCAAUCUGUAUUUAUCAAUGUUAUCAGAAAGAACAAAAGUAUUAAAGUCAGCUAAAGACAGAGUAAAGAAUGGUUUAUUAAAACUAUUAGAGACUAAUGAUGUAGUAGAUAAAAUGAAGAUAGAAUUAGUAGGUCUAGAACCAGAAUUAAAGAAAAAAUCUGAAAGUACACAAAAAUUGAUGGAAACAUUGGUUAUUGAUCAAGAGAAGGCUGAUAAUGUAAUAAUGGAAGAUGAAGCUGUAGCUAAAGUUAAAGCAGAAGAAACACAAGUUAUAGCUAAAGAUGCCCAAAAAGAUUUAGAUGAGGCUUUGCCAGCUUUAGAAGCCUCAAUUAAGGCCCUGGAUUCUCUAGAUAAGAGUGAUAUUGCUGAGAUUCGUGUAUUUUCUAAACCACCAGAAUUAGUACAAACUGUCAUGGAGGCUGUGUGUAUUCUCAUGGGGGCCAAAACUGAUUGGGCCACUGCUAAAGUACAACUAGGAGAUGCUAAUUUCUUGAAGAAACUUUAUGAAUACGACAAAGAUAAUAUCCCCGAUGGAAUUUUAAAGAAAUUGAAGAAAUAUAUUGAUAAUCCUAAAUUUAUACCAGAAGCUGUAGAAAAAGUCUCAAAGGCUUGUAAAUCUAUGUGUAUGUGGGUAAGAGCUAUGGAUCUAUAUGCUAGGGUCUUCAGAACUGUGGAACCAAAAAGACAGAGACUAGCUGCAGCAGAAGCAGAAUUGGCACAAACCAUGAAGAAAUUAAAAGAGAAACAAGAUCAGUUAGCAGAAGUUGAGAGUAAAAUAGCUGAACUACAGAAAUCUUAUGAUGACAGUGUAUCAGAGAAACAGAAAUUAGAGAGAAAUAUUUCAACUACUGCUGCUAGAUUAAAGAGAGCUUCUAAAUUGACAACAGCUCUUGGUGAUGAACAAAUCAGAUGGGAAGAGAGUGUCAAGGAAUUUGAAAAAGAAAUUGGUAAUGUGGUUGGAGAUGUCUUUAUAUCUGCUGCCUGUGUGGCCUACUAUGGUGCCUUCACCAGUACCUACCGUCAAGAAUUGGUCUCAAACUGGACUCAAAGAUGUCAAGAACUAGAAAUUCCUGUUACAGAAGGCAUGACUUUAGAGAAAGUUUUAGCAGAUCCAUUUGAAAUUAGACAAUGGAAUUCUGAUGGAUUACCAAGAGAUCAAGUCUCAACUGAAAAUGCUAUUUUGGUUACACGUGGAAGACGUUGGCCAUUGAUGAUUGAUCCACAAGAACAGGCCAAUAGAUGGAUUCGUAAUAGAGAGUCUAAGAAUGGAUUAAAAGUAAUCAAGUUAUCAGAUGGACAGUUUUUACGUACAUUAGAGAACUGUAUACGUAUUGGUAUGCCAGUAUUACUAGAAGAUGUAGAGGAAACAUUAGAUCCUGCUCUGGAACCUAUUUUACUCAAACAAACAUUUACUUCUGCUGGUAGAUUGUUGAUACGUUUAGGUGAUAGUGAUAUAGAUUAUGACAGAAACUUUAGAUUUUAUAUGACAACUAAAAUGUCUAAUCCACAUUAUUUACCUGAAAUUUGUAUUAAAGUUACUAUUAUUAACUUUACUGUUACUAAAUCAGGAUUAGAAGAUCAGUUACUUAGUGAUGUAGUGAGGUUAGAGAGACCAGAUUUAGAAGAACAGAGAAAUCAGUUAAUAACACGAAUUAAUGCUGAUAAAAAUCAACUGAAGGCUAUAGAAGACAGAAUAUUAAAAUUAUUAUUUGAAUCUGAAGGAAAUAUUCUGGAUAACGAAGAAUUGAUUAAUACUUUGAAUGAAUCCAAGGUGACAUCUGGAGUUAUUACACAGAGAUUAACAGAAGCUGAACAGACAGAAGCUAAGAUCAGCAUUGCUAGAGAGAAAUAUAGACCUGUAGCUACCAGAGGGUCUGUUAUGUAUUUUGUAGUAGCUGAUAUGGGAGAAGUAGAUCCUAUGUACCAAUUCUCAUUGAAGUACUUCAAACAGUUAUUUAAUGCUACAAUAGAAACUAGUGAGAAGAAUGAUGAUUUAGAUAAAAGAUUACAGAUUUGUUUAGAUCAAACUACUAUGUGUGUUUAUAAAAACGUUGCUAGGUCUCUAUUUGAGAAAGAUAAACUGGUAUUUUCAUUCAUGUUAUGUGGUGAGAUAAUGAAAACAGCUGGAUUAAUAACUCUAAAUCAGUGGAACUUUUUCUUACGUGGUGCUGCUGGUAUGGAUAAGGAAAGACCACCUAAACCUGAUGUACCUUGGUUAAACCAACAGACAUGGAAUACAGCUUGUGAUCUACAUGAUAAUUUACCAUUAUUUAAAAAUAUACAUCUAGAAUUAACUAAAACACCAGUCUGGGUUCGACUGGGUGAAAUAGAGAUCCAUGCUAACCCUGAAGAAAGUGAACUGUAUGGUCCUCUACCACCAGAACCUGAACAAGCUAUUGAAGGUCAAGAUUCUACUCCUGCUGAAGGUGAAGAAAUCAAGGGACAUUGGAAUAAACGUUUGACAACAUUCCAGAAACUCAUGUUUAUCAAGGCUUUCUCUGAGGAAAAGACAACUUUUGCUACAACAGAUUUUGUGAAGAUAAAUCUUGGACAACCGUUUGUAGAAAGUCCACCUAUUGGGUUAAAUGAGUUAUAUGAAGAUAUGACUAAGAUAAUACCCCUUGUCUUUGUUCUCAGCCCUGGCUCUGAUCCCAUGGGAAACUUCCUUCGAUUUGCCAAAGAAUCCGGCUUUCAGGACAGAAUCCAGUCUAUAUCAUUGGGUCAAGGUCAAGGCCCAGUUGCAGAGAAAAUGAUAUUAAGUGCCGUUAAAAAUGGUGAUUGGAUUUUCUUACAGAAUUGUCACUUGGCCGCCUCGUGGAUGGUAUCAAUGGAGAACCUAGUCAAGAAUCUGACAGAAACACCUAGUGAAAUACAUGAUGAAUACAGACUAUUUUUAAGUUCUAUGCCAGCUAAACACUUCCCUGUUAGUGUUCUACAGAACAGUGUUAAAGUCACUAAUGAACCACCUAAAGGUCUACGUGCCAAUAUGAGAAGAGCUUUUGGUGAAAUUACACCUAGUUUCUUUGAAGAAAAUGUGCUAGGUACAGAUUGGAGAAGAAUGGUAUUUGGUCUCUGUUUCUUUCAUGCUAUUAUAUUAGAAAGAAAGAAAUUCGGUCCCCUUGGUUGGAACAUUAAAUAUGAAUUCAGCGAUAGUGACCGAGAGUGUGCCUUACUGAAUCUACAGAUGUUUUGUAGUGACGGUGUAAUACCUUGGGACACUCUAGUCUACAUUACCUCUGAGAUUACCUAUGGAGGUCGUGUAACUGAUUUCUUAGAUCAGAGAUGUUUACGUACUGUAUUAAAAAUAUUCUUUACUGAAAAAUCAUUACAAGAAGAUUAUAAAUAUUCACCCUCAGGAAUUUACUAUGCUCCACGUUAUGACACAUUAGGAGAAUUCAAACAAUACAUAGAGGAUCUUCCCUUAAUAGAUCCCCCAGAGAUAUUUGGUAUGCAUGAAAACGCCAACAUUGCCUUCCAAACAGAAGAAACUUAUAAACUUAUCCACACUAUAUUGGAAGUACAACCGCGCCUAUCUACCGGAGGUACUGGCAAGUCUAAUGAUGAUAUUGUAUAUGAAUUAGCUGAGAGUAUUCUAGGUAAACUAAUGGAUAAGUUAGAUGUUGAGGAAGCUGGUAAAGAAAUGUUUGAGAAAGAUGAAAAGGGAAGAGUAAAUUCAUUAACAACAGUGCUAACACAAGAAGUUGAUAGAUUCAAUAAAUUAUUAAAAGUUAUAAAGGAAUCUCUCAUAGAACUACAGAAAGCAAUCAAAGGUUUUGUCGUGAUGAGUGAAGAAUUAGAAAGAAUUUACAAUGCCUUCCUAAACAAUCAAGUUCCUGAUCUUUGGGGUAACGCUGCCUACCCAUCAUUGAAACCCUUGGGUAGUUGGGUACAAGACUUGGUGUACAGAUGUGCUUUUAUCAAUAACUGGAUUCAACAUGGUCAGCCUAAAUCAUAUUGGCUUUCCGGAUUCUUCUUCCCUCAAGGUUUCUUGACUGGAACUCUACAGAAUUAUGCCAGAAAAUAUAACUAUCCAAUUGAUCAUCUUAGUUUUGAUUAUCAUAUUCUACCACACUACAGAAAUCAGAAAGAAGUAACUAAACAGAUGGAAGAGCUGAAAUUUGGAGAAGAGAUAGAACUAGAUAAAGAGAUUGAAUCCCCUACAGAUGGAGUAUUAGUACAUGGAUUGUUUACUGAUGGAUUUGGAUUUGACAUUGAAAGCAUGCAGUGUCAAGAUUCACUUCCUGGGGUCAUGAACUCUGUUCUUCCCAUGAUGCAUAUGGAACCUAAAAUGGAUUUCACACCUGAUCCCACAGCUUAUUAUUCACCAUUAUAUAAAACUUCAGCUAGAGCUGGUGUCCUUUCUACCACAGGUCAUUCUACAAACUAUGUGGUUGCUGUCUACUUACCAUCCACAAUGCCUCAAGAUUACUGGAUUGCUAAAGGUGCUGCCUUACUCUGUCAGUUAUCAGAAUAAAUGUCAAAACAUUCCAAAUAUUUUUUCAGCAUUAAAAUUGAUAUGCCUUUUAUAAAAUUUUUAAAAAUUUCCAAAGUCUUUGUCAAACUGCUGAAUUUUCCUUUACCAAAAAUAUCUUCCUUUAAAUCCAUUAUACAAAUAAUUGUAUAUUUUAAUAACUGCUGAUAAAAAUUGAAUAUUGGCUGCUGAUAUUAUUUGUAUAUUGGCUGCUGUUAUUAAUUGUAUAUUGGCUGAUGAUAAUGAUAAUGGAAUAGAGUUUUAUUGUAUACUGUUCAUGACUAAAUAUUGAAGAUAAGUUUUACAAGUAUAUAAUAAACUUGUAUACCAUUAUUAAACAUACUGUCAAGGGAUCAUAAUAAAGUACUGCUGGUAAUAACAUGUAUAAUGACUGCUGAUAAUUAUUGUAUAUUUUUUGAUUACUUAUUUUAUUUAUUGUAUAUAUAAAGAAGUGUUUUGAUUGAAACUGUGAUAGCUAGUUUUAGGUUGUUCAUAUAUCAUAUAUAAUUUAUUUUUCCCAUAAAACUUUAACAACAUUAUAAAUAAACUUACAUUAUUCUGGGGCAAAAAUAUUCUAGACAUUCCACAAGCAAAUCCUAUUACAGCAUUAGUUAUAGAAACUUUUUUCUUAAAAUAGCAUUUAUAUGUUUAGUAUUUUCCAACUUUUUGAUCCCAAAAACAUAGACUGGUGUUCUUUUAAUCGGUGAAAUUUGUAGAAUUAAAUUUCAAGUGUGGCACAUUUUUGCAUGACAGCUUUUGUCUGAACUUUUUUUUCAAAUGGAAAUAGAGUUAUAUGAGGCAGACCUACACUUCUUUAAGCAUCAUUACUAUGUUGCAUGUUUUUUUUUUUAAAUCCUAUUUAGUUAAGAUGCCAAAAUUAGUUUUCAUGUUCAGUAUAAUGUGCCUAUAGUUUAAAGUGAACAAUAUAUGUUUUCAUUUAAAAUCCCUCCAUAUCUUAACUGUGAUAAUUUUAAGUAAUAAUAAAAAUUUUAAGAAGAUAUC